Messenger RNA from Aplosporella prunicola CBS 121167, 664 nucleotides. RefSeq lists its product as uncharacterized. Lineage: Eukaryota; Fungi; Ascomycota; Dothideomycetes; Botryosphaeriales; Aplosporellaceae. The transcript has a single exon. The record is from RefSeq and is a predicted model, not a curated record. The coding region runs from base 122 to 664 and encodes 180 amino acids.
UGUUGCCGCUCAUUCCGGCUCCCCGAAACUGUGUGCGGAUAUCGAAAGACGGCCAUCCUCGUCAUAGCCAGGAGACGCGCGAGCGGUCAUGGACCGCGUUGCCUGACGACAAUCCCUUAUAAUGUCUGGUCCAGACGCCUGCGUCCGAGACACGCAGAACAGCCCUCCUGCUAGCCGACAGUCCUCCCCCGAGAUACUUGCCAUAAACGCGCCUUCAGCCGUGAGGCAAACGCGCGAGAAAUUACAGGGCCCGGGCACGCCACGCCAGGAGACACCCCCUAUGGGAGAGGUGCCUGCGCACGACGAACUCUCCGCCUCCUCCUCCGCCUUGAGCCAGAUGUGGUGCCGUCGGCUGAAGUGUCUCUUGAAUCGAGCCAAGGAGGAGCUGAACCAGGAGUCAAACAGGCAACUGAGAGAAGGAGAGACAGAAGAAGACAGGUUCAAGGUCGUGGUGGAGACGCUGCACAACAUCGAGAAGAUCUCGGGCUUGUUUGUUACCCAGCUGGGCAUUGCAGACCCUCUCGAUGAAAGCCGGCAGCUGGCUGGCGAGUCUGCAUCUAAUGCUACGGAAAAGCCGGAGGAGGAUCGCCCUGGUUUGCCCUUUGAGAGAUUUAUGGCCAGGAAUCCGACCAACGACACGAGCCCUGAAGACGGGCAUCUCUAA